CUUUUUCCCCCGGCUUACUAAAGGUGACCGUGCAGCCGCUCACUGCUGCUCAUUAUUUAACGUCUUCGAAGUGAGCGGCAGCCGGGAGACGCGCAUGCGGCAGAUCAGCUGUGCGUGCUGCAGGACGCUGAACGCGGGGAGAAUCCAUGUGCCGCCUCAUGCACCAACCUCAACUCCUCAAGUGAACUACCUAUAGGCUGUUUUUUUAUUCUUUCUUUUUUUAUCCUGGCUACAUUUUCUCACGCCAAUGACGCGUGGAUGUGGAUAAACCGCCGCGCAUGCGUUGCUGUUGGAAUCUUGCAGCCUAAGUUGCGUCCCUGAGGUGUUUGUGUGAAAGUGUUUGGCAGGAUGUGGACCGCUGUGGUGCGCGGGGUUUGGGGCUGGGGGGUCUGCUGCUGCUUUUCGCUGCUGGUGACAGUAGUGAGCGGGGCGCAGAGUGCAAACGAGCCCAGCAACAUGUCCUAUGUUAAAGCCACCGUGGACAAGCUGCUGAAGGGCUAUGACAUCCGUCUGCGGCCUGAUUUUGGAGGCGCCCCUGUGGAUGUCGGCAUGAGCAUAGACAUCGCCAGCAUUGACAUGGUGUCUGAAGUCAACAUGGACUACACCAUCACCAUGUACUUCCAGCAGUCGUGGAGAGACAAGCGGCUCUCCUACACCGGCAUUCCUCUCAAUCUAACCCUGGACAACCGGGUGGCGGACCAGCUGUGGGUCCCUGACACCUACUUCAUUAAUGACAAGAAGUCUUUUGUUCAUGGCGUGACAGUGAAGAACCGGAUGAUCAGACUGCAUCCUGAUGGAACUGUUCUCUACGGUCUCAGGAUCACUACAACAGCUGCCUGCAUGAUGGACCUGCGCAGAUACCCACUGGAUGAGCAGAACUGCACCUUGGAGAUUGAAAGCUAUGGAUACACCACUGACGACAUCGAGUUCUACUGGCAGGGAGGAAGCAACAUAGGCUCGGUCACUGGGGUGGAGAACAUCGAACUGCCCCAGUUUGACAUCAUAGACUACCAGACCCUCUCCAAGAAAGCUGUGUUUGCCACAGGCUCAUAUCCACGUCUGUCCCUGAGCUUUAAGCUGAAGAGGAACAUUGGCUAUUUCAUCCUGCAAACCUACAUGCCCUCCACCCUGAUCACCAUCCUGUCCUGGGUCUCCUUCUGGAUCAACUAUGAUGCCUCGGCUGCCAGAGUAGCUUUGGGUAUAACCACGGUGCUGACCAUGACCACCAUCAACACCCAUCUGAGGGAGACUCUACCCAAGAUUCCCUACGUCAAGGCCAUUGACAUUUACCUGAUGGGUUGCUUUGUCUUCGUCUUCCUGGCCUUGUUGGAGUACGCCUUUGUCAACUAUAUCUUCUUUGGGCGUGGUCCUCACCUGCAGAAAAAGGUGGCAGAGAAAGCUGCGAAGUCCAACAACGAGAAUAAGAGCCGACUGGAGAGCAACAAAGUCCAGGUCGACGCUCACGGCAACAUCCUCCUGACCAACCUCACCAGUGAGAUGAGUGGAGCAGAUAUGAUGGGUGUUCUCAACGACCCUCGGGCCACGAUGUUCUCCUACGACAGCGCCAGCAUACAGUACCGCAAGCCCAUGACCAGCCGAGACCUGUACGGACGACCGGCCAUGGACCGGCCGAUGGGCCACAAGAAGGGCCGCUUGCGGAGGAGGGCCUCGCAGCUCAAAGUCAAGAUCCCCGACCUCACGGAUGUCAACGCCAUAGACAAGUGGUCUCGCGUUGUUUUCCCGAUCGCGUUCACCUUCUUCAACCUGGUCUACUGGCUUUACUACGUGCAUUAGGGUGGCAGGAGAGGAAGUUUGGGGUUGUACAGCGAGGAAAACCGUGGAGCAUUUGUAUAAAUUGUGUUUUGGAAUGAGAUGUAGAACUGGAUGUCUUUACAAUGUAAAUACAAUUUAAUAUAUAAUAUAUAAAUAUAUAUAUAUAUAACAGAGGUAUAAUUUAUUAAAAAUCCUAUCACUUUUCCUGUACUCAUCUGUACAAAAUAGAUAGAUGAAAAUAAUGGAAUUUAAGACACAGUAAAGACAUAGUAUCUCUAAGCAAAAACUUGCCAAAAAGACUUUUGAAAUUACAGGCAAUGAUCUUUCAUUUGUUCUAUCUCAUUUACUUACCUUCUGUUAUCUCACUUUUUGCAUGUGAAUGAAACACAACCUUUUUGUUUGCUAAGGUAAAAAAAAAAGAGACAAAGAAGCCCAGCGCAAAACAAGUAGGUGACUUGUAAGUGAAGCUCACCGAACUUAUUAACAGAAGACAUGUAGUCCAAUCCCAUCGUGAUAUAUAGUCCUUAUUUGGCGCUCAGUGCUCCGACUGAGGUUUUUUUUGUAGACUUGUGUUGAAAUCCUUCUCUGACAGUCAUAUGCAAGCUAUAAAAUGUGUCAAAUUGCUUUUUAUGAUGCGGGGGUUAUUUCUGACAGGUUUCUUUUCCUUAAAAAAAGGAAGCUUUGCAUGGCUCUCCGGAGCCAAUCUGUAUUAUAAUCAUUAUACUGUAUGCUUGCGAAACAAUCAUUGCAUUUAAGGUAAGUACAGGACAGAGGUUAAUUGGAACUCCAGUCAUUUCUCAAAAACAAAAUGUAUCUACGAUAUUCUCACAGCGUCUGUGAGCAUGUACAAUGUAAUUUUCUUUAAAAGAAAUCAGGUAAAGAAUGACCAAUGAUGUCACCAUGCUUUCAAAAUCACAUUAAAAAUGGCAAGCCCUGAUAAAACUCGCCGCUGGUGUUGAAACGCGUGGUGUAAGAAACAUCUUUAACGACAUUUGUGUGAGAUUUAAAAAACUAUUAGAAAGUAUUUAUAAAUUAUAAUACAUAACUUAUUGGGGUUAUAAUUUAACCGUAACCCUAAACACGAGGUCAAUUUUACUCUUGACUUUCUGUUUUUGAAUGGAUUGUCCGUUAUUUAUCAAGGCUUAUGAAUAGGGCCUAGGGAUGAGUUCUAAGACCAAGUUCUAGUUUGCUUCAUCUUCAGUCCUCGGACAGGACCAAAAUACACUUUUGAAAAAAACUAGUGGUGAGGUCAGUCAGAUUAGGCCAUUAAGAACAACAACUAGCACCCCAGUGAGUGAAUGCACCUGCCAGACAGUUGUACCUAUAAAUUGCAUCUAUAUUGGGCUUUCCCUCACCUUGCAAACCAUGAUGAGUGCCCAUGCAGGAAGUAGCGUGUCCUUACUAUAUAUAGUGAAAUGGAUAGUUAGAAUGGAGAGGUGAGGAACGUGAAUGGACGUGUACCAAGUCCAUGCACAAGACUGGAGUUUGUGUUCUGGUAAAUUGUAUAAGCUUCAGCAGAGCGCAGGUUUUCUGCAUGGGUGACCAGAAAAUGUGAAACCAAGAACUAUUAUUUGGGUUUGUUGUAUGACUUGAGCAUCUUUCCAAAUGGUUCUUGAAGAGUUCCUCUUAUUUGACAUGGAGGGGAGUAUGUUGAAAAUGCUCAUGAUGUUGUAAGCAAUUUGCUACCAUGUUAAGGUCUUCUAGUGCUUUGGGUUCUGGUAUCAACGUGUUAAUCUCUGCGUAUGUCAUAUCGGCCAAACCACUAUCAACUCACUCACACGCAUGCACAGCUGUUGAACCACCAAUAGAUCAUUUGAAACCAGAAUUUAUCAAACUAGACAGCACUUUUGUAGUCAUCCGCAGUGCAAAACUCACAUUACUGAGUCAACCCUGUCGUCCAGCUGUGAAAGGCACUGCAGGACAUCUAUACUUACAAAAAGAGAAGAGGAAGGAUUGUUGUUUUGGCAGAUAAACAAUGGUAAUGUACAAUACAGUUUGGCUCCUAAAGCAAAAGCACUUGAAUCACCAGGUAGAGUUUGUUGAGUAUGGUUACUAUUUCCUGGAAUACUGAUGUGUUCUUAGCCAUGAAACACUUUCAUCUGAUUACAAUUGACAGGAAAGGCAUCCUGUACGGUGAUACUGUAGCCUGAGACACAUUGUAAGUUUAUCUAAUUCCUCAUUCCGGUCGGAGUCACCUGAUAUACCCAACUUAUCUUGGUAGCCCUAUCUAAGGGAGUCUGUCUCUGCAAACAUCCUGUAUGAGGUUUCUUGGGGUUCUUCAUUGUUUCACUUUAAAGAAGCUGCAAAGCCCACAAACUACACAAGCUUAUUGAGCUUUGCAUUAGAAUUCAUAUGAGAAUCAAAAAGGGAUUAGAGUGGCUGGUUUUGGUAGAGACCAAUAGUAAAGGCAGUUUAACUUGGUUGUUGCAAGGUUUCUAUUUUUCUGGUCACUGAGUGAGUCAAUGGGCGGUGAUUGAUAGGUGACCUCUUAGGAAUUGUCUUAAUUGCGGGGAACUGUGACGACAACAAAAACUCAGAUGGGUCAGGAAACCCAAGCAAUCAGACGAUCAAGACAAGUGCAGACAAACCCAUUCUUAUCCAAAUGAUCUUAAUGUAACUUUACCUGAAAUAUUGGUCAAUUUGUGACAAAUUUGUACUCUUUGGAAACAUGUGUUUUUAAACCUGUCUUUAGCUAUGUUUCUACUUCCCCAGAUGGUAUCACUUUUAGAAAUUACAGCAUGACUACAACAAAUUAAGAAACGAAGAAGUAAUGAACAGAUUUUUAUGGGGUUUAAGUUAAGGACAAACUGGUGAUGUACAACAGAAACUUCAUGGUAAGGAGAAAUGUGGACUGCUUGUUUUAUCAGGGCUUAAAACAAAAAAAUUAUACAAAAGCUUCUACAGGACACAAUAGUAGCGGUGUGCUCUUUCCUCAUGGCUGAAUAUUGUGCCUUUACCAAGAAUCUCAAUAUUUUCACAGGGUUUAACUUAACUUCUAUCUAGUGAGUAGAAUUUAAAAACAAAUCAUCUUGUACUUUUUUUAGAUUAAGAAGAACAAGGAGAACCAAAAACAGAAGUGGACUCUUUUUCUGACGCUCUAACGUACGGUACCAUUAUCUAAGCGUAGAUUGUAGUAGUAAGACAUUCCAGCAUUACGAUGACAAUCUUUUGAAUUUAAUGCUGAAAAAAAAAUAUCUCCUGCGAGGCUGGUCUCCAUUAUGCCAGUGUUGCUGUUUCUACACCGAGCAGAGUGGACGGACAGGAGGUGGAAAAAAAAAAAACUGCUUUUCUUCUCAACAAAGGAUUCAAAGCAGAUGGACUCGUGUUUUUUCUGUGAAUGGACGAGCUAAUGGAAGCCAUGAACAACUGUUUUGCCUACAGGCUGCGGGGGGGCUGGACAUGUGCUGGACUCCUAUUGUGUAAAAUUACUGUACAAUUUUUCUCUCAUGCUCUUUAUGUGCUCUCAAGUGGAAUGAGGUGUGGGUGAGUUUGCUUGUGUGUGUCUUUCCAGCUUGUUUACAGGCAAACAUAAGACUGUGUGUGUAUGUGUGUGUGUGUGUGUGUGUGUGUGUGUGCGCGCGCGUGCGUGCGCGCACAUGCGUGUUUGCGUGCAUGUGUGAGUAUAAGUAUGGACAUAUGGAUGCGUAGGAGAGGAAGAAAACACGGAGUACAAAUUCUUUGUGUCAACUAAAGAAUUUAAAGAAUAAGGUUUAAAUAAAAUUGCU
Messenger RNA from Eleginops maclovinus (Patagonian blennie), 5498 nucleotides. RefSeq names its product gamma-aminobutyric acid type A receptor subunit beta1 (gene gabrb1). The record is from RefSeq and is a predicted model, not a curated record. NCBI's taxonomy places the organism in Eukaryota, Metazoa, Chordata, Actinopteri, Perciformes, Eleginopidae. Gene Ontology annotation, molecular function: GABA-A receptor activity; extracellular ligand-gated monoatomic ion channel activity; chloride channel activity. The transcript is spliced from 9 exons. The coding region runs from base 349 to 1794 and encodes 481 amino acids. Gene Ontology annotation, biological process: nervous system process; chloride transmembrane transport; regulation of membrane potential. Gene Ontology annotation, cellular component: synapse; neuron projection; plasma membrane.